Molecule: messenger RNA, 1044 nt
Organism: Moneuplotes crassus
Lineage: Eukaryota; Ciliophora; Spirotrichea; Euplotida; Euplotidae
Source: the annotation of a GenBank genome assembly
AGAAUAUGGCCCAAGAAGUAUUAGAGAAAGAAGCAGAGAAGUUCAUCAAGAGCACCAAAUUCAUGGAGGAGUCAUAUGACUUUGUAAACAAAGAGAGGUUUGGACUCUUCUCACAGCCUGGCUCGCUUGCUCUCGGUGAAAAUACUUAUGCCCCACCCAAACUUGCUCACAAGGAUGAAGAUGGAAGAGUAGUCACAGAGCCUCCGAACUUCUUAACUACUAAGGUGAAGAAAGGGAAUAUAGACCAAGUUCUAUUCUCUGAACCAGGAUAUAUUACGUCUGGAGAUCCUUACUCAGAUAAAAAGCUUACAAUGAGGGAGCCUAAAAAGGAUGGCUAUAAAGUAGUAAGCGAUCAUGCUUUUAAACCUGCAAAACAAAUACCUGAACCAGUAAAGUCAGCUUAUGAACACAUGCAAGCUGAUGAGCAUGUCAAGAAAAAUCAUAGAGAUGCCGAUGGAGCAGUCAUACUUGCUCCCAGAAACUUUACAACUACUGGUGCUAAGCAAGGAAAUCCAGCAACUACUCCAGGAGUACUCUUCGAGAAAGAGUACUAUCCUCAUAUGAAGGAUGAAUAUGAUAGGAGAAAGGAGCUUGCAUCUGAAGAGUUAAAGGAAAGUAAGAAAAAGAUGCAAGAAAAACCAUUCAGUCAGAGAAUCAAGCCUGUGGAAACCUUUAAUAAUAUUGAGCAGACUUAUGGAGAAGAGGGACUCAAAUUUCCAAAGAAGAAACCACCAAGAAAAGCGAAGCCUCAAGUUGAGCAUCCAGGACCUUUUAAGCCAAGUAACCCUGGGAAGAAAGGGGCUACUGAUAAAACUAUACAGCCAUUUCCAGAAUACUUAGAUGAUAAGAAAGCUCUUGAGGAUCCAAAUUAUGGUAAACCUACACAGAAGAAGGUGAAGAAAGAUGAUGAGAGACCUCCGUGGAAGCCUAAUACAUUUGUUAAGUCAAGGCCUACCCCAAGUGUAGUUACGAACCUUAGGAAUAUUCGUUCAUGCCUUCCCACAAUGAUGAGGAGAUAAUACCAGCAUUAUUCAAUUUAGUUGA